This is a messenger RNA of Ictalurus furcatus (blue catfish), 2664 nucleotides long. Its product is annotated as phospholipid-transporting ATPase IC-like. Gene Ontology annotation, molecular function: ATPase-coupled intramembrane lipid carrier activity; ATP binding; ATP hydrolysis activity. Gene Ontology annotation, cellular component: plasma membrane. The transcript is spliced from 20 exons. NCBI's taxonomy places the organism in Eukaryota, Metazoa, Chordata, Actinopteri, Siluriformes, Ictaluridae. Bases 53 to 2659 code for a protein of 868 amino acids. The record is from RefSeq and is a predicted model, not a curated record. Gene Ontology annotation, biological process: Golgi organization; phospholipid translocation.
GUCUGUUCUCCAGUGUAUUCCUGCCAUUGCUACUCUUUCGUGGUACAUCAUCAUGCUGCCUCUGGUGACUGUACUGACAAUUCGUGGGACAAAGGACCUGCUCACAGACCUGGGUCGGCGUCGCAGUGAUGCCAAUAUUAACAAAAGGCAAUGUGACAUACUUACUACACAGGGCUUCACAGCAGCACAGUGGAAGGAUGUAUGUGUUGGAGAUGUACUGAGAAUUCAUAGGGACCAGGUGAUACCGGCAGACCUGUUCCUCUUAUGCAGCACUGAACCCCACAGCUUAUGCUAUAUCGAGACAGCUGACAUAGAUGGAGAAACCAACCUGAAAUUUCGCCAGGCUCUGAGUAUCACCCACAAUGAAUUAACAAGUGGUCCAGUAGAAGAGCUUCUCCAGUUUUUUGACGGGGUUGUUUGGUGUGAGGGGCCAAACAGUCGCCUGUAUUCUUUCAAAGGGGAGUUACACUGGCAGGGACAGUGUUAUCUGCUGGACAAUGAUCACAUACUGCUCAGGCAAACUGUACUGCGCAACACUGACACUGCAUAUGGCCUUGCAAUUUACACAGGCUCUGACAGUAAGAUUCUCAGGAACAGUGGAAACCUGAAAAUGAAGAAGACCCAGGUGGAGAAGUUUCUUAACAAAGUAGUAGGGAUGAUUGUCCUCUCAAUGCUGAUUAUCGCUCUGCUCUUGGCUGUGGGAUGUGCACUCUUUGAGCAUUUGAUUUCCCCAAAUAUCGAAGUUCUCGCUGCCAUAGAUGGCAAUUUCAAGGCUGCCUACUGGGGAUUCCUGACCUUUUGGGGCUAUAUCGUCCUGCUAAGCCCUGCAAUGCCCCUAUCCCUCUACAUCUCGUUUGAGCUGAUCCAUGUGGUGCAAUGCGUCCUGAUUGAUUGGGACAUUGAAAUGUACUAUGAGGAGAGCAACAGCCCUGCACAGGUCCAAACUAAGUCUUUGUCUGAGGAACUGGGUCAGGUGGGCCACCUGCUCACUGAUAAGACGGGUACUCUCACACAGAACCACCUCCUGUUUCGCCAGUGCUGCAUUGCUGGCCAGAUUUACGGAGAUUUGGCAGCAAAUUCAAAGCCAUUGGACCUGAGCUGGAACUGCUUUUCAUGUGGCGGGCUGCCCUUCUCUGACCAGCGGCUGGUGGAUCGUUUGCGGGGACAGAGCUGCCCCGAGAGCAGAGAAUUCUUCACAGCCCUGGCACUGUGUCACACUGUCAUGUGGUUUCCUCAUUACCAGGCAGCGUCUCCAGAUGAGCAGGCUCUGGUGUGUGCAGCUCGAGAGCUGGGCUUGGUGUUCCUGUCUCGCACACGCGAUUCCCUCAUGGUGAGCGAGCUGGGAAUCACACGUCAGUACCAAUUGCUGGCCCUGCUGGAGUUCACCAGCAAGAGGAGGCGCAUGUCAGUGCUGGCUGUGCGCUCUGUAUGUGAGGCUCAGUGGGUGGAGUGGAGUCAUGCUCUCCGGCAGGUUGCCAUUGCAACCACUUGCCAAGAGAAUAUGCUGGAGGAGCUACAUGACCGAAUGGAAAGAGAACUGACGAUCCUUGGGGUGGCAGCUAUUGAAGACCGUCUACAAGAAGGUGUCCCAGAGACCAUUGUCAGCCUCCGGCAGGCAGGGGUGAAAGUGUGGAUGCUGACCGGAGAUAAGACUGUAGGCAAGAAAUACCUGGCUGACCUACUGCUUCUGCCGAGAUUCUGCAGUAUAGAACCAUUGGACAGUGUGGAUACUGCGGAAAAUCUGAUCAAGACACCUGAGUUGGGUGCCAGGUUUGUGUAUUUGUGCAACCAGUGCCAGUCAGUGCUGUGUUGUCGUGUGACCCCAGGGCAGAAGGCUGAAAUUGUAGAGUUGGUAAAGAAGUUUGCUUCAUCCAUCACAAUGGCAAUAGGAGAUGGUGCCAACGAUGUGAAUAUGAUUAAGAUGGCACAUAUAGGGGUUGGUGUACGUGGUGUAGAAGAUGGUCAGGCUGUACAGAAUGCAGACUUUGCACUGGCACAGUUUCGCUUCUUGCGCAGACUGCUGCUGGUCCAUGGCCACUGGUCUUACCACCGCAUCUGCAGCUUUCUGAAUUACUUCCUGUAUAAAACAACUUCCUUCGCUCUGGUGAACAUCUGGUUCAGCUUGUACAAUGGCUUCAGUGCCCAGGUUAUGUAUGAGAGCUGGUUUAUUUCCCUUUACUCCAUUUUGUACACAUCCCUGCCUGUUCAGUGCUUGGGUUUAUUUGACCAGAACAUGAGUGCUGAGAGCUGUAUUCGCUGGCCAGAGCACUAUAUGGUUGGACAGAGGCAGGAGCUUUUCAACCCCGUCACCAUCUUUGUGACAUUGAUCUACGCCAUCUAUACCUCCAUCAUCCUCUUCUUCUUGCCCUUUGGGGUAUUUCAGGACUCUGACUUAGACUAUCAGACUUUGGCUGUUACUGUGGAAAUGUCAGCUGUUUUCUCAGCUACUGUUGAGAUCAGUCUACAGACUAAAUACUGGACUAAGUACAAUUUUGCUGCAGUGUUCCUCAGUCUGGUUUUGUUUUUCCUGAGCACCAUUAUCCUUCAUAGCCCUCGUCUGUUUACAUCUUCCCCCAAAGACUACAAUUUCUUUGGUAUUCUCUUUAUAUCCAUUCAUUCAUUCAUAUUCAUAUCUUCAUACCCAUUAACAUUAACAUAAAUGCA